Hyalella azteca is the source of this 13751-nucleotide messenger RNA. RefSeq lists its product as uncharacterized. NCBI's taxonomy places the organism in Eukaryota, Metazoa, Arthropoda, Malacostraca, Amphipoda, Hyalellidae. Gene Ontology annotation, molecular function: protein binding. The record is from RefSeq and is a predicted model, not a curated record.
CUAGUGCUGGCGGUGCUAAAUUUACUGGUGCUGCUUUGCCUUUAAGUAAUUCUACUUCUGAAAUAUCAGCUGCAACUCCUUCUGAAACUCAUCCUGUACCUACCCCCCAGUUAUCUAUGUCUCAAAUGCCUGAGUUUCCUAAUGCUGGUAACACAAAUAACCAAGUCUCCUCACCAACUCACAUCACAUCAAGCGGCAGAACCUGCUCCUGGAUACCCCAGACGGUUCACACAAUUUGUUUUGACACAUUCAACUUCCAUCGUGUCAUGGACGCUGAUACUGCAAAUCGUGUUCUGAAUGGAGAGCCAACAGUGGUUCGGAACAUUGACAUGCAGCCGACCAAUGGCAUGGCAGGAUCCAGUAACAACACCAUCAUCCGUUCUGAUCCCGGAUUGCCAAGAUGCAAUCCUCAUGAUGGAUACCCAAACUCUGGUGGCAAUCCUCAUGAUGGAUACCCUGACUCUGGUGGCUCCACUGGGCAAUCUGGAGAUAGAUUGUCUUCUGCCUCAUCACUUCCUACUGCUAAUUUAAAUGCAAUGAGUGGAUCAACACUGUCCAGUGAUGGAUCUGAUAGCCAUGUUGCCAGCACAACAAAGCCAUUGCAUCAGCCAUCUCUCCAGCCACCUGAUAAGCCAUCUCUCCAGCCACCUGAUAAGCCAUCUCUCCAGCCACCUGAUAAGCCAUCUCUCCAGCCACCUGAUAAGCCAUCUCUCCAGCCACCUGUUAAGCCAUCUCUCCAGCCACCUGUUAAGCCAUCUCUCCAGCCACCUGUUAAGCCAUCUCUCCAGCCACCUGUUAAGCCAUCUCUCCAACCACCUGUUAAGCCAUCUGUUCUAACAGCCAAGUCCAAGUCCCCAAAUGUCCCCAAGAAGACUGCAGAACAGAACAAGUCCACUAAAGCACCCGCAACAGCUGCAGAAUCCCCCGCAAAGACCACACGGGGGGCAUCCCCCAGUAAAGCAGAUGUACAAGACUACAUAAGGAAGAAGAGGCAGCAGCACAAGCAGCAGCUACAACAACAGCAACAGCAACAACUGCUGCAGAAACAGCAGAUUCAAACUAGGCUUAAAAGCCUGCAGACUGAGACGGGGCACGCAUGUCGCCUGAUCACCCCCACCACUGCUGGGGCUAUCCUCCUCAACAAGACGGCGUCUAGAGACACACAGACGGAAGCUGACGGAGGGAAUGGAGCCAGCCUUCCGUCAGCGGUCGUCAUAGCAACGGCGGAUGUAAACAAACCAGAUGCUGAGGUAGCAAGACAGUUAGAAACACCACUUCUACAAGAACAGUUAGAACUUCUACCUCAAGAACAAUAUAAACAGCAAAUGUCGUACGUUGCUCCUGUUAACCAAGAUACUCUGUGUCGUCGCAGCACGCAAAGUUCAGCCAAUACUGCAGGGAGCUCUACUAAUAUUCCGCUUGUUGCCGCCAAUCCCCUUCACUAUGGACCUGCUACCAGCCAAUAUGGAGCCAAUCCCACCUCCAAUACUAGCACCGUGGGCCCCCAUGGGCCCUAUUUAGAUCCCUGGGUUGGCCCCACCACUCAUGACCCGCCCCACCCUUCUGGCCCUGACACCCAUGGCUCACUUCACUCUGUUGACCCACUUCACUCUGUCGACCCAGUUUCUGACGCAUAUGAGAGAUUAUCAACAAAGGAGCUUAUCCAGAGGAUAAAAGCUUCACUCCCCCCACCCACUGACUCUGUCGACCAACUGUCGGCCGCUUAUGAGAGACUAUCAGCAGAGGAGCUUCUCCAGAGGACAAAAGCAUGCCUCCUCCCUCACAGUGGGGAAGAACGUGCUCCCCACCAAGCCCUGCCAUCCCCUUAUCCUUAUGCUAGAGAGGGCUAUAAACCCCAGGGGCGAAAUGAACUCUAUGUAGUGAACCCAAGCUUUUAUCAGGGCGAGUCUCUAAACGUGAUGAAUCGUCCAUUGAAUGUCACAGAUUCCAGAGGAAAAGAUCCAAGAAUUGCCUGGGAAGAAGUAAGGAGGGAAAGGAUCUACAACAACCGCACUCAUAUCACUAGUUAUGAUGGCAAUAAUAACCGUUUUGGUAUCGAACAGGACGAGUCCAACGUCAAUACGUCAAGAAGAAGAGGUCGGAUAUAUACGUCAAUACGUCAAUAUACGUCAAUACGUCAAGAAGAAGAGGUCGACUCAACGGGUGGACAUAUUUCCCGCUCAUCCCAUCAUCCCGUGCCUAAUACAUCCCAGCAAAAUAGAUCUAGUAAUGAUAAUAAUGAUAAUAUAGCCCGCAAUCCGCGUUACAUAAACUGCUUCCAGCCGCUGCCCCCAGGAGCGCUGGCUCUAGCCCACAGGAGCGCUGUGAUGAUCCAGAAGCUCUACCGCGGACACAGAGUGCGUAAAGUCACCAAGCAUGUCUUGAAGAGAAAUGUUUACCCUUUAAGGCAGCUCAGCCAGAACCUCAAACUUCGUAAGGCACUAAGUCCUGCAAGAGAAAACUCGAGGUCUCCUCCUCACCAAUCUUCCGGACGAACCAGUGACGCUAGAAUUUAUAAACAAGGAUCUGCGUCGCUAGUAAGUACGUCACAAAGAUCAGCGUACAAGUCUACUGACGUUGGUGGUAGUACAGAGGAUGGGAGAAGUGCUAUUAAAAUGAAGGAGAACAUUGACCGUUCCAAGCUUACCAAAGAGUUCAUGAAUAUGGGUAAAUUUGAACAUUUUACCAUGAGUAACUACCAGGUCACUAAUCCUGAUGUGCCUGAGAGGGUGAAGUCUUUUGUGCAGCUCGUAACUACGGGAGAUCUUGACGAGUUUGUGGAGGCUACGGGAAAACUUGCUAUGAAGUCCAGUCGAAAAGCAGGCCAUUCUCAUACCUUGCACACCAUUCCUCGGACUGGUGCAAGGAGCGAUCAUACCUCACACAUCAUUCCUCAGACUGGUGCAAGUAACGACCAUACCUCACACACCAUUCCUCUGCAAGGCACAUCUAAAGACAAUUCCUCCCCCAUUCCUGUUGACAAAUCUGUGCAGACAAGUGCACGCUUGGGCAAACCUCUGUCACUUACAAACGCAGAUCUUGACCGUACAAAUAACUCCUAUUAUCCUUCACAAUUUCUUGCAGGACCAGCUGACUUGAACCUCAGGACUUCAGGCCUUAGUGGGAGCAACACACCAGACCCCAUACCAUCACACCCCAUCAACCCAAGAAACCACAGCAACCCUAACAACCCCAGCAACUCAACCAAGCCCAACAACCCCAUCAACUACAUCAACCCUAACAACCCCAGCAAGCCCAACAACCCAAGCAACCCCAUCAACUACAUCAACCCCAACAACGGUGCAGCCGACGACUUCGUGCUCCUGAAACCAAAACUCAAGACCGGCCCCGUGGCGCGGUCUACUGAACCCUCGGCCGCGCGUCAUCCAAAGCCCCCCGCGCACGCGUCCAAUACGAGCAGCUUCUUCGGCAGUCUUGGCAGAGCUUCUUUGGAUGAUGUGAGGGCAGCCGUGGAUAUGCCAUCCGCUGCCAGGGAUGACAUUCAUGGGAUGGCGUCAGUCGGCAGGGCUGACAUACCUAGGAUGGCGUCAGUCGGCAGGGGUGACAUACAUGGGAUGACGUCAGCCGGCAGGAAUGACGCCUCUGGUAUGACGUCAGUUGGCAGGAAUAACGCCUCUGGCAUGACGUCUGUCGGCCGGAAAAAUGUGCCUGGUAUGACGUCAGCUGGCAGGAAUGACGCCUCAAGUAUGACAUCAGCAGGAAGGAAUGACAUCCCUACAUUGGAGGGACGACAGCAUCAUUCCUCUACUGGGAAAUCAACUGAGGACGUUAAUUUUAAGAUCAGGAUCGACCCGGUGACCGGCGUCGGACUUUCCCCCGCUGAACUGCGCCAGCGCUUCGAUGCAGAACUGAUGCAUCAGGACGCCAUUGCCGAUGCCCUCAACCACCUGCAUCAGCUGGAGCAUCUUCGUGAUGCCGAGAAAGCCACAGCCGAUGCCGAAAAGGCUAGGCAGGCUGCCGAACAGGCCAAAGUAGAUGCUAUGCUGCGUUUAAACCAUCAACAACAUCUGCGAACCGCUGAGAAGAACCGCCUGCAAAAUCUGCGAACCGCUGAGAAGAUGAAACGUGAAGCUGAAAAAGCUAACCAUGAAGCACACAGGAUUGAGUUGGAGCGAGAUAGGCUAAAAGCUGAGCUGAAACUUCGUACGGAAAUUGAACAACUCAAACUUCGUGACGCCAGAAGAGAACUUGGAGCUCACAAACCCAGAAGUGACCAGCGUAUCGAGGACCCGAGUCCUGGUGUUCCUACGGCGGCCAGGGGCGCGGCUGGCAUUGACAUCAUGGAAGAACGUCGCAAGAUUUCUGAGCUGCGCGACCAGAUCUCCCAUCAGGAGAGAGUCCGGCGUGAGAUAGAGAGAGAGGAGCUCAGGAGGAGGAUUGGGGGCGCUGAUGAAGGGUCGGUAGAGCUCAGGAGGAGGGUUGGUGGCGGUGAAGCUCCACCCUGUGACCAAAAAUCCACCAAGAACCACACUUCCUUCUCCAUUAAUGACACACAUUCCUCUGCAGCCAUCGGCAACUGUUACCCCACGGAUGACCUACUCCUGAGGCAUCAAGCAACCACCACCGCGUCCAGCUCCUUGCCCUCGGAAGCUCCGCCGUCUCGUGUCAGGACGCCCUCACUGGACGAGCUCUCAUCAAAGCUUGAUCUCACUUUAGAGCGCAUGAACAAGGAGAUGCAUGAGAUAGCUGACGUCAUUUUCCGCAAUCCUGCCCCUCCUUCAGCAGUGAACUUAGACCUGUACGACAAGGCAAGGUCAGCUGUACCACAAGGCGUGCAUGGUACGACGAGGACGCUAGUUUCAAGCGACCCUUCGCAGCUCACGAGUACAGCACAAAGAGUGGAAGACAUCAUGUCUUCUUUGCCGUCCCGGGCCUCUGGUUCUGAGGUGCGGGGCCAGAACCCUAGCACACUUCUGAGGUAUGACAGUUACGUCCCUAGUAUCAUCCCUGACAGAACUGGCAUCAACAGCGUAUAUGACCUCAUAAUCCCAUCUGCAUCCCUCGUAACCUCAACCUCAGGUCUGGUACAACCAUCCCUGCCUUCCAGUUCUGGUGUAAAUAAACUUAUGGUUGGUUCAACCCUGCCUGGGGUGUCUUCCAUCAACCCUGUUCCCUCAACCCGUUCCCAACCUCCGUUUGUACCCAGGGACCAAAUCAACACCAAGCAAACUACCGCCAGCUUACCAACACCAGGUCUUGUUCCGAGAUCAGUGGUAGCCACUGAGUUACCUAAUGAUAAAUCAGCGGCCAAGUCAGCGGCCACCAGACAGAGUCGUCCUCUUGACUGUAAUGUUAAUAAAUCAAGACGUAAGAGGCAAGAAAGUAACGAUGCAUAUUACAGCGAAACUUUUGAAAGUGUGUCAAGUGAAAGGAACUCGGGACGUGACGGUAGAAGUGCGGGAAGUAGAUCAGCUUCUGCCAGUGCAAGUGGACCGAAUUCUGCUAGUGGAAGUGGAGGAACAAGUGUUGCUUCAGGAAGUGCAAGUCCAAGACUGGCUGCCAGUGGAAGUGGAUCGAAUUCUACCAGUGGAAGUGGACCGACCGCUGCCAGUGGAAGUGGACCGACGCCUGCUAGUGGAAGUGGAAGAACAAGUGUUGCUUCAGGAAGUGCAAGUCCAAGACUGGCUCCCAGUGAAAGUGUGGCGGCCUCCAGCAGUUCUGGCGGAGGAACCUCUUCUCAAAAUAAAGGCGGUUCUUCGAGCGGCACAAGCCGACAGUCCCAGCGAUCUGAGGCAUCUUCUAUUCCUGACUCUGUGUCCAACAAAUCCUCUACAAUCCUUACUUCAGAAGCUAACGACAGGUCUAAGGAAUCAGCUUCUGUUGGAUCUGUUUUGGAAAAUAUUGAGGAUGCGCCUGAGUCCCGAGAAUCUGGCUCUGAAAUAGCCACUUUGACUUCAGGCCCAUUUGAAGAUCAGAAUUCGGCUCUUGAAGAACCUUCUUUGAGCCAAGUCCCCACUCUGGGCAAGGGCAAAGUCCCCACUCUGGGCAAGGGCAAAGUCCCCACUCUGGGCAAGGGUCAAGUCCCCACUCUGGGCAAGGGCGAAGUCCCCACUGUGGUUCAGAAGCAAGUCCCCACUCUGGGCCAUGGCCCACGCAUCGGUCAAGUCCUAGUAUCGAACACACCCCCAAAUUUCGACCAUGUCAACCUGGCCUCAAAACCUGGAGAUUCAUCGAGCGUCUCGCAGGCGCUCAAGAACCUGCUGCAGAACGCCCCCAUAUCUGAAGAAUGCAAGGCUUAUUUGUACAAGAACCAUAGCACCAGCACUCAGGUUCUACCAGGCACCAGCACCCUCAGGAGCGCGCUCUCAUCGAGGACUGUAAGCUGAAGCUGACAGCGCUGGACGCUGACCCGCCCUGCAGCUCACGUAAGAAGCGUCAGCGCGCGCUGCUGCUGACACUGCUCAGCCAGCGUCAGCAUAUCAAGAAAGUGAUCCGUGCGCUGCAUGUCAGCGCUCAGCACAACAAACUGGUGCUGAGUCAGCGUCAGCGGUCCCUGCUGACUCAGCUGGACGUGUCAGAGCAGAACUCAGCGGCGUCGCCCCUGUCGCCGCUGAGGAGGCGGGUGUUGGAUGUCAGCGUCGCGCUGUCCACGUCCAGCGAAGACGUCUCAGUGGCCGCCGGUGUUCAGGGGCAAAUUUCUGCUAUAAAUAAAGCAUUAGCGGCCAAAAAUAAUCGUUCUCCUGCUAAAAAAUCUCAUGUGUUGCCAGAAAAUAGGGUGUUGAAUUCGCUUGACAACGAACUCUUGUCAGCUGCUGAGCACAUUCCGUCUGACAAGCGCCUCCAGUCGUCUGACAAGCGCCUCGAGUCGCCUGACAAGCGCCCCCAGUCGUCUGACAAACCCUCCCAGUCGUCUGACAAACCCUCCCAGUCGUCUGACAAACGCCCCCAGUCGUCUGACAAAGAAGCGCCAUCGUUUGCUGUGUCGCAAACCCAGGCAACAACAAAUAAAAAAGCUAAACACGCGAUGAAUUCUCUGGAUAAAAUGCCCGGCAAGUCGAGCCUUGCUGUCCCCACCACCGUAAAGCUCGUCCCAGAGAGAAACAAACCUAAAGUGCAGGAUAUUGCGCCGGAUAUUGCCGUGGACGAGUCGAGUGGACAUCCUGCCUCAACUGACUGUUCCCCUCGAGGGGACAUUCAGGAGACCCCGUCCUCUGCCGAAGAGGAACGCUUCAUCCCCGCCGAGGAAUUCUUCUCCAGGAAAGAUACUUCCACUGAAGCUGUCGCUAAGAAACCUUCAGUCCCUAGGAAAUGUUCAACACACUGCCAAACCGACCUGCAGUCAUCAGCCCAAACUGACCUUCAGUCUUUGGCUCCUACACAAGUUGCUUCAAAGAUGGAGUCUAAGUCAUCUCAAUAUGAUUCCCGGGACCAUGGCGUCUCAGAGGCCCACAAACUUGACCCAGAUUACGUUUCUUUGAACAACUUCGUGCGUUUAAAACCCAAGACUGCCUUCUCCCUGCCAUUACGUGUGCCGCUCUCACCCCGAACCGUGACCACGAAACUCAGUGAACCACAAACCAUGCACCGCAGUUCUUUGACGGACGCAACAUCUAUGACCCUCCCACGAUACUCAAGUGAGUCAGAUGACUCGUUCACUUGGUCCCAGAACGAGACCUCGGAGACUAGCGACGGGGAAGGCCUGGUGCUCUGCCUUCAGCAGGAACUCGCCGCUAAGAAGGCCGAGGUUAAGAAGCUCAGGAAGGAGGAGCGCAGGGUCAGGAGGGAAAGAAUCGCGUCCCAGCAAGCGGCGCUUAAGAAGCAGAUCGCCACGUACGACCGCUGCAUCAGGGAGGCUGAGGCCGCCCUCCACAGCGCCCACGCCAUCCCUAACAAUUCCCUGGCCGUGCGACCUGUCAUUGGCAAGCCUCAGUCACGGCGGUCCAAGACAUCCGCGGAGCUCAGCGCGCUCAUGGCCGCUGAUAAAUCCGACUACUCGGACGUGUCGGACGCGGCGCCCAGGAGCGACCAGUCCGCCUCCUCCAAGACUCUGGAGGAGGCCUCGGCCCGAAGUGAAGCUGUCUCGGGUCUUGAAGGUUCUCAGGACUCGGGCUCCAGUAAACAUGAUGAAUCCAAGUCCAGUGGCAACGAUGAAUCAAAAUCAUGUAUAUCUGACUCAAGUAAAAGCGAUGAUCAGGCAAGUAUCAUUUCGAAGGCUGAAGACUCUAGCACCACGCGCCCUAGUCACGAGGAAGCAUCUCUUCCAUCUCAAUCCUUGCCAGCAAAACCGACCAUCAGCACCUCAGCCAAGCCAAGUAUUGAAGGCUCUGGCCGUUCUAGUGACGCUAGUGGAAAUGCUGCUGUAGCCUCAAGAGCUGACAGGAUUGUUGCUGUCAGCGGAGCAGACUUGGCUGGCAAGCCAACUUCAGGCUUGGUCUCUACUCCUGGUCUGCCUGUCAUGUCUUCAUCGGGAGAACUUGGCACUGCUUCGAUGGUUCCUGAAGUUUCUAAUGAAAAAGCUGACACGAGCUCGACUGUUGCGCCAACACUGAAGAUAGGGACUCACGUACUGCCUCUAUCUGAACCAAUGCCUGGGGUUACUUCCGUUGAAUCUUCGCACGAACCAACUCUCGAACCCUCGAAAUCCUUGCGUGAACCAGCUCUCGAACCCUCACAAUCCUCGCGUAAACCAGCUCCCGAAUCCUUGAAAUCCUUGCGUGAACCAGUCCCUCAACUCACUGCGUCCCAGCGUGAACCUGUAGCAGAACCUUCACCUGUGUUAGAGUCCCUCAAACCUGCUGAACCUGGCGUAUCAGCUGUGGUUGAAUCCGAUAAACAAGCCCCGGAGAUUGCGGAAACUUCCAGCCUUCAAGAGGAAAUUGUGGACGGGGAUGACACGAGCAUCUCUGGCAGCUUCCCCAUAUUCCCCACCGGCGUUGAGGACGCUCAACUUGGGGAAGCGGAGGCUCAACUUGGGGAAAAUGAGGCUCAACUUGGGGAAAAGGAGGCUCAGCUUGAGGGAGAGGAGGCUCAGCUAAACGUGGAAAGUUUGCCUGCAGAACAAAACAAGGCUUUGAAUAUUGAUGUCGAUGCUGCACCUGCCGAUGUUGUGGCCGAUGUUGAACACAUUCCUGCUCAACGCUCACCUCCAUCUACUGGCCCCAAGUCGCGAGGAAGUGAUGAGUCGGUUUCCGAGGACGACCCGACGGAUUAUGAGUAUGAUUUUGAGUCUGGCAAAGAACUAACUCAGUCUGGCAAAGAACUUACUCAGUCCAGCAAAGAAGAUUCUGAUAUUAGUGAAGAAAUUGAAGCGCCCGACGAUUUUGAAAGUGAAUCUCAAAGUGUCACUAAGACUUCAAGAGAAUCUGGUGAAUCAACAUCAGACAAAAGUGAGUCAAAACAAAGUGGAACACAUCGUUCAGGAAUCUCUGGAUCCAGCGGGACGCUGCAAGCCAGAGUCUCUAACAAGAAGGAUCCUGCUGGUGAAAUAGCAGACCUGUUGCCGCAGUCUGCGGGCCAGACAAAAGAUGAACAUGUUCCUGCACCGAUAACCAAGGAAUUACAAACACCUUCUGCAGUGGUUGACGUCGUUCCAGUCAUUAGUGCUCCACCUGUCACUAGUGCACCACCAGCACCAGUCACUAGUGCACUACCAGCACCAGUCACUAGUGCAGGUUCAGCUCAAGUCCUCUCCAUUGAUUCAUGUGAAUCCAGCAUAGAAGAAAGCAUAGCGGAGUCAAUUCAAGAAUCAGAAGGAGAACACUCUUCCGCAAGCGGUGCAUUGAAACUGGGUGAACCAAACUUUGCACUGAACCUGCUGAGCGUGGACCAUGAGAACCCUUUACUGAGCAAGAACGGUUCUGACAGCACCGGGGAGGCCACACUCAGCACUGACAGAGACAGAGAGAAGAACUGGAGGUCGCAGCAAGAUGGUAGCGUCGACCAACGCACAAAUUUUGACAGCGGUGAAGUUUUGGUGCAAGAAAGGAACUCUGCAGCGGAUGUUUAUCUUGACAAGGUGGUUGCGAAACAUGAAAUAUCGGAACAAAAUAGCCUGCAGGUGCCUUCAUCCUGCUUGUUGGUAGAGCCUUCAGUUAUUGGUGGAGAGGAAAAAGCUGCGACACCAACUGAUGGUGCAAGACCUGCUGGUGCCAUGGCUGUGGAUGAAGUCGAACCUUUCGAUGCCAAGGAUUCAGAAAAUGAAGUCGAAGCUGAUGAUGCCAUCCAGGUAACGGAUGGAGAAGAGUCUGUAAUGGCCUUACAUCUGCCAGAGGAGCUGCUAGUCCCGUCGUCUCCGAUGGAAGACUCGGACGAGACAAGAGACGUGUGGAAUAUGCUGGACCAGGAGACUGUUGAUGGCGAUGCGUCAGGAGCAGGUGACGGGGUGGAUGAGACUGCCACCAUUGCAAUUCAUGAGGAGCAUUCAACAGUUCUUUCAUCUGCAGGAGCUACAGCGAAGUCCUUAGAACAAAACAAUCGAGAACUCGAGGAGAUUGAGGUAGCGUUGCACACAAGACUCCUAGCUGCUGCUAAAGACAAAGAUUCGCGCGGGCAAACUUCCAUUCUCGAUGAUGACAAAAUUCAACAGCGGAAGAAGGUUAUCGACUCGAUCGCUAAUCAACUGUUGACUGAUUUGGUUGAUGAUGCCUCGAAGUUUUUCGAAGGUUUGGUGACAGCAAAACAAAAGAAGCUUUCCUCCAAGUCAGCCGCCACUGGUCAGGCUUCAACAUCAGCGCCUCUAAACUCCAACCUUCCAAAAACACCUUCAGGAAAUUCGAGCUCAGCACCUGAUGAAUUAACAGAAAAUAAAACCCAAUUUCUUCAUGAAACCAACAAUUCUUCGCAGGAUAAAAAUGCGAAGACUUCAACAGAAGAUCCCACAGAACAGCAGGACCUAGUUACUUCUGUCACGUCCCAGGGCCCAGCGAAGGCCGGGGCCACAUCAGCCUCCCCCAUGGGGGGCCCAGUGGGGGCUGGGGCCACAUCAGCCUCCCCCAUGGGGGGCACAGCGAAGGCUGGGGCCACAGCAGCCUCCCCCAUGGGGGGCCCAACAAAGGCCGGGGCCCUAACACCCUCCCCCAGGCUGGAGUGGGGGGAUUUGCUGCAGAAGGUGCUGGAGGUCUCACCCUCCCCACCUCCUCCUCCCUACAAGGGGCGGGGGUUACUCAGACAACCCCAGGCUGGGGAUGACCAAGGUUACCGCGCCCGCAGCCCCACCGCAGGGACCCUCGCCGCCACCACCGCCCUCGACCCCGACCUGCUGUCGGCGAAGCUGCUGCAGCUCCUGCAGGGCGGCGGCCCUCUGCAGGAUCAGGAUCUGUCAGCCCACAAGACAAGUCCUGACGACGCUGAUGUCCCUUCGAGACUUUGUCGGGAAGACCUCAGUGAACCUGACGAAGAUUCUACUGCCGGCGCUCAGGGUCCAAGAAAAAACUUGGAGCAGCGGCGUAUGGAUGGGUCUGAACUGCGGAUGGAUGGGUCUGUUGACACACUUCUUGUUGCUGGACAAAUCAACGAAGAAGAAGCGGAUCUUCAAGCGCACGGAUACAAAAAUGCAGACAAAAACUCCGAAAAAGACGACAAUGAAGGCGCAGAAGACGACUACACGGAGGAGCUAAAGCAGCUGUCCAAGACUUUUGACAUCGAUAUUUCAGAUUGCGAUUUACAGUUGGAUAAUAUCAGCGACGCCCGCCCCGCCCCCAGGGAUGAGUUUGACCCUGAGCUGGAGUCCAUGUUACGUGGAGGCACGCGUGACCACCUCCAGGAGUUUGGAGUCACGCCCCACUUUGGAGUCUCGAGCGCCCGCGGUAGUUGGAGUGAUGAGAACUUCUGGAGCGCUGGGACAGAGGCACGUCUCCAGCAGCUGGAGGUGCUGGAGCAGCGCUACCCCGGCCUCGUCAUGCGGGAGGUGCCAGACCGGCCCCCGCCCCCCUACAGACCCCCGGCAGACCGCGCCCCGGGGGCUACGAGGCAUCCCGGUGCCGGUAGUGCUGUUGCCGCCGUUGCCGGUACCGAGAACGACGCUUCCGGUGCCAAAACCGCGACAUCCGGAACUGAAGAGGCCACUUCCGGUGUUGUAACUUUUACUUCCGGUGUUGCAGCCCCCAUUUCCGGUGUUGGAACCACUAUUUCCGGUGCAGCAACGCCUACUUCCUGUGCUGUAAGCCUUAGUUCCGGUGUUGCAACCCUUAUUUCCGAAGUUGGAACCCUUACUUCCGAGGUUAGAACCGCUAUUUCCGGAGUUGGAACGCCCACAUCCGGUGCUGAAUCCCCCCACCGCAGGGUUGCCCCACACCCCACAGCCCAGGAGAGCUACAGCAGCUUCAUCUGCCCCCCCGACACCCCCGUGGCCUCCCCACGACGCCUGAGUCGCGCAGACCAGCAGGCAGCGGUGCAGUACAGUGCAGUGGGUGCAGUGGUGCAGUGCACCGACCACAUGCUGGUGCAGCGCACUCUACAGUGCACCGUAGCCUUGUUCUGUGAUGCCUGGUUUGUGCAUCACCAGCACCCCGGCCUAGUGCAGCGGCCCGCGGUACCACCUCUGCCUGGCGCACCAGCAGCUGGUGCAGAUCACCAUCACGCCGUCAGUUGGUGCGCGAUGCACCACCUCAUAUUCGACGCGGUGCGCCAGUUGGUGCUGGAGGAGCACCAGCUGUCUGAUGGUGCUGCUGGUGCAGAGUGCAAGCCUUACAGAGUACACCACCGUCCUGUCACUGCACUGAGGCGUGCAGCAAGUCACUCAUCAGUCACGGCGACCGUCACCCGCCGCCUGGGGGCGCUGCUGGGGCUCCGCCCCCCGCCGCCCCCCGUCAGGAGGCUGCGCUGGACCGCCCACGCCAGGGACGCCGUAGACCAGGUGCUGGUGCAGGAGGUGGUGCAGGAGGAGGCCGUAUGGACCGACUACCACGCUGACGAGGAGCAGGUCAAGUGCAGGUUGGCGGCCGACCUGCUGCAGUCCAUCUUGUCUGAAACAUGUCGUCUCUUCGCACUUAUUAUCAAAACAAAGAUGGCGGCCGUCGUGUGAUGAACUAUUUAAUUUAUUUUAUAAUAUGAUUUGAAAUUAGAUAUCCUGUGUAGCUUAUUCAAUGGCAACGUUUUAUACGUCAACGUUGUGUCUGUGUCAACUAUGCGGUUCAUCGUUCAUCAACGAUGAAUAUAAGUCAACGAUGAAUAUAUGUCAGCGAUGAAUCAGUGUCAACGAUGCCAUUCAUCUUUAAUCAACGAUGAAUAUACGUCAACGAUUAAUCCAACUAAUUGCAUUUGUGUACAAAAUGUAGCACGUAAUGUUACAUCACUUAUUAAUUACUCUACAUGUUGUAGCGUCUAAGAAAUAUUUAGUGUAGAUAUUCACUCUAAUGCGUAUUGAAUACAUCACAUAUCAUUUCAUGUGGAUUAUGUAUGUGGUGACAACACCACACUACCUGUGCCUGAUAUAUAUUUAUUUGUUCCACUAUAAACUGUGAUGAUCUGUAGACAUUGUACGAUGUUAUGUAUGUCUAUGUUGCUCUCUAUGCUGCGAUAUGAGUGCCUUCAUAUCAGCAUGUAUAUCAUGUGUGAUGUAUGCAUGAAUUAGCUAUAGCUGUGUCAUGUAAGAAUGUAUGUAAUUAUUAAUCAAUACACGCUAGUUAGACUUCAUUCAAAAAUUUUAGUUGAAACAUAAAGCCUAGUCCGUCCGUCUGGUCGGACGUCGGUAUAAUAUCGUUCGCUAUUUUAAUGCUCGAGUCGUGCGAAAAAUAAAUUUAAGGCGUUGAAAAGUUGAUAAUAAACGAUAGAACCUUCACUCCUUCCCCAGC